AUGAAGGACUGGCGCUGGAUACCCCUUCAGAGAGUGAUCUGCCCCUCGCCAGACUACCUAACCUCUAAAAUGUCCCAGUCUGCUGUUACUGAGGAAGGAGGCACCUUUGAGCACCUGUGGAGCUCCCUGGAACCAGACAGCACCUACUUUGAGCUUCCUCCAGGCACACAGCCAGGUGAGCGCCCGAUGCCUUCUACCAGCACCCCAGGGAACCACCGCAGUGCUGCUGAUGUCUCCAUGGACGUUUACCACAUGAGGGACAUGAACGACAAUGUGAUGUCCCAGUACAACUUGCUGAGCAGCAGCAUGGAGAGCCUGGGGAGCCGCGCAACGUCCGCCAGCCCCUACAGCUCCGAGAACGCCUCCUCGUCAGCCGUGCCCACCCCCUCGCCCUACUCCCAGCCCAACUCCACCUUUGAGGGCCUGUCGCCUGCACCGGCCAUCCCCUCCAACACCGACUACCCCGGACCACACGCCUUCCAGGUGUCCUUCCAGCAAUCCAGCACCGCCAAGUCUGCCACAUGGACCUACUCUCCCUUGCUGAAGAAGCUCUACUGUCAGAUUGCCAAGACCUGUCCAAUCCAGAUCAAGCUGUCCUCCUCUCCUCCACAUGGCAGCAUCAUCAGAGCCAUGCCCGUCUACAAGAAGGCGGAGCACGUCACAGAGGUGGUCAAACGCUGCCCCAACCACGAACUGGGACGAGACUUUAAUGAUGGCCAGGUAGCCCCAGCCAGUCACCUGAUCAGAGUGGAGGGGAACAACCUCAGUCAGUACGUGGAUGAUCCCGUCACAGGCCGGCAGAGUGUGUUUGUGCCCUAUGAGGCUCCACAGGUGGGAACAGAGUGUACCACCAUCCUGUAUAACUUCAUGUGCAACAGCAGCUGUGUUGGCGGCAUGAACAGGAGACCCAUCCUCAUCAUCAUUACCUUGGAAACCAGGGAUGGUCAAGUUUUGGGCCGAAGGUCAUUUGAAGGUCGGAUAUGUGCAUGUCCCGGCCGGGACCGCAAAGCGGAUGAGGACCACUUUAGGGAACAACAAGCCCUUAAUGAUAGUGUGGCCAAAAAUGGCAGCGCCAACAAGCGCAACUUUAAACAGAGCCCACCAAGUAUUCCCAGCCCAAACAUUAACACGAGGAAGAGGAGGCAUGGAGAUGAGGAGAUUUACUAUAUUCCUGUUCGUGGUCGGGAGAACUUUGAGCUGCUGAUGAAGAUUAAAGACAGUUUGGAGCUGGUGGAGCUGGUGCCACAGCCACUGGUGGACUCCUACAGACAACAAACACAGCAACAGCUGCUGCAGAGACCGAGCCACAUAGCAUCUCCGUCCUCUUACUCACCACUGUCCAACAUGAAGCUUCAUGGCCACGGAGGCCUCAACAAACCACCCUCAGUCAACCAGCUGGUGGGGCAGCAGCCCCAGCAACACCACACUGCCCCCACCACCAUGGCUCAUAUGGGCCAGAACAUGCACAACAGCCACCACAUGCAGGCUAAUGGUGAUAUGAAUGGUGGCCACAGCAGUCAGACAAUAGUGUCUGCUUCCCACUGCAGCCCGCCCCCUCCGUAUAACCCUGACCCCGGCCUUGUCAGUUUUCUGACCAGUCUGGGCUGUCAGAACUUCAUUGACUACUUCACCUCCCAAGGCCUCCAAACUAUCUACCAUCUCCAGACUCUCUCCAUGGAGGAUUUAGGUGCACUGAAGAUACCAGAGCAGUCCCGCAUUGCCAUCUGGCGAGGUCUGCAGGACAUGAGACAAGGUGCUUCCCUCCAACUGCCUGCCCCUUCUCAUCACCAUGAGUAUCAUGGCCAACAGCUCCUGCGUUCCAGCAGCAACAUGGCUGCCUCAGCAAUGGCAGCCAUCGGGGCUGCCGGUGGGGAACUGCAGCGUCAGCGUGUCAUGGAGGCUGUGCACUUUCGUGUCCGCCACACUAUUACCAUUCCCAACAGGUCAGGUGUUGUUGGGACGUCAGGGAUGGCAGGAGCUACUGAUGAGUGGACUGACUUUGGUUUCGACAUGCCCGACUGCAAGGUGUCACGUAACAAGCACUCCAUCAAGGAGGAGUUCAUGGAAAGCGACGUUCACUGA
Molecule: messenger RNA, 2082 nt
Organism: Scomber japonicus (chub mackerel)
Lineage: Eukaryota; Metazoa; Chordata; Actinopteri; Scombriformes; Scombridae
Gene: tp73
Product: tumor protein p73
Exons: 14
Coding region: 1-2082 (693 amino acids)
Biological process (GO): regulation of transcription by RNA polymerase II; apoptotic process; protein tetramerization
Cellular component (GO): nucleus
Molecular function (GO): protein binding; DNA-binding transcription factor activity, RNA polymerase II-specific; RNA polymerase II cis-regulatory region sequence-specific DNA binding
Source: RefSeq, a predicted model, not a curated record